AUGGCGCAGCGGCUGUGGAGAGCCCUCAGAGGGCAACAGAACCCCUUGCCGUCGGCGAACCCUAAGAACUGGCCCGAGCCUACCAUCGAGGAUGUCCUAGAGCGGCCGACCAGGAUCGUGCAAAUCAACAAGCCUCAGGAGUAUUCCUUCUGCGACAACUUCAUCAAGACUUCGAAGUACGAAGUGUGGUCGUUCAUGCCCAAGUUCCUGGCGGUGGAGUUCCACCCCAGGAAGAAGAUCGCCAACCUUUACUUUCUCAUCGUCAGCUCUAUGCAGGCCAUCCCGGCCAUCACGAGCACGUUCGGCUACCCCAUCCUGCUCCUGCCGCUGCUCUUCAUCGUCCUUAUCGACAUGAUCUUCACCAUCAUCGAGGAUGCGAGUCGCCACAAGGCUGACGCACUGGCGAACGCUUCUCGAACGGUAGUGCUGGACAAGAAUAGCGGCAAGUGGACCGUGAAGGAGAGAUGGGAGGUGGCUGUGGGAGACUUCGUCAAGGUGCACAACCGCGAGGAGGUUCCGGCGGACAUGGUGGUGGUGGGGGUACACGAGCGGUACAGACCCAAUUGCUCCGGGGCGUGCUACGUCGAAACCAAGUCUCUGGACGGCGAGACGAACCUGAAGAUAAGGCAGGUCCAGAAGGUGCUGCUGGGGAGAGUGGACGGCCACAAGGACCUCGACUCCUUCAGUGGGAGAAUAAUCAUGGAACACCCGAACAAGGCGAUCGCAUCCUUCACGGGGUCGUUGGAGGUCUCCCUAAAGCCCGGGGGCGGAGCCGCCAGUGUUGGUGUUCACGGCGACGUCGAUGGCGCCGCUAGCUCGACGACGACGGCGGGGGGCGGCAGCAGGAAGAAGAGUAGGACUGUUGUCAAGGAGCCGGUCACUCCGGAGAACCUUCUGCUCCGCGGAACGGUCCUGAGGAACACCAAGUGGGCGGUGGGGCUGGUGAUCAGCACGGGGCACGACACGAAGGUCAUGAUGUCCAUCGCACAGGCGCCUGAGAAGACCUCGCACCUCAACUCCAGGGUCAACACGGAGAUCAAGGGCCUCGCGCUGAUGCUCGUCCUUUUCUGCCUCACGGGAGCGAUGGGCUCGUCCAUCUGGCAGUCUGCCCAUGAGGAGUUUCGUGCACAGGUGUUGAUGCUGGACACGGAUUUGGUGGCCGACUUCGUGGUGCAGUUCUUCUACUACCUCCUCCUCUUGUACGGGUUCGUGCCGAUAUCGCUCUACGUGAGCCAGAACUUUAUCCGGUUCUUCCAGUCAUGGUUCAUGGAUCAAGACCUGGACAUGUACCACGAAGCGACGGAUACCCCUUCCAGGGUCCGCACCAUGAAUCUCAACGAAGAUCUAGGGCAGAUCACGCACGUGUUUAGCGACAAGACGGGCACUCUGACCCAGAACGUGAUGGACUUCCGGAAGUGUACCGUCGGUGGCAAGUCUUACGGCAAGGGGAUGACCGAGAUCGGUCAGGCGGCUCUCGAGCUCAAGGGUGUUGAGCUUUCACAGGAAGAGCUGUCGGCGGAGCAAAUGGCGCAAGAUUUCGCAGCCCCCCACGUCAACUUUUACGACCCCGUCAUGUUUCGAGAUCUUCAGGCAGAGGCGGAUGGUGGAGACGGUACCGGCCCGCUGACGGAGUUCUUGACGGUGUUGGCCCUCUGCCACACGGUCAUCCCCGAGCGGCCGAACGACAGUGAUGAGAUCGUGCUGUCAGCGUCUAGCCCCGAUGACGAGGCUCUUGUCUUGGGAGCCAAGUACUUCGGCGUCGAGUUCACGGAGAGGAUCGACACCACGGCGGUUAUCCGUCGGACACCGAUGCCCUCCCCGCUCUCGCCCUCGGGUGAUUCGAAGAAGGAGAGGUACGAAGUCCUGCGAAUUCUCGGGUUCAACAGCGUGCGGAAGAGGAUGUCCGUGGUCGUCCGAGGGCCAGACGGCAAGGUUAAGGUACUCGCUAAGGGGGCCGACACCACCAUGGUGCCGUUGCUCAGGGGGGACACUCCGAAGGAGAUGCUGGACACAACGAUGGAGCACCUGGAAGGCUUUGCGCUGGAGGGGCUACGCACGCUCAUGGUGGGGGUCAAGGACUUCCCGGAAGACGACUUCGACGCUUGGGACGAGGCGUAUGACACGGCGAUCAACGACCUGACGGAGGUGGCGGAACAGCAAGCCGGCAGGCCUAACAGAAUCGACGAUCUCAUGGCCCAGGCAGAGAGGGACUUGACGUUGAUCGGAGGCACGGCGAUCGAAGACAAGCUCCAGACGGGUGUGGGAGAGACGAUCGAGAAGAUGGUAAGGGGGGGCAUGGUGGUGUGGGUUAUCACGGGGGAUAAGGAGGAGACGGCCAUCAACAUCGGGGUGGCGUGCCAGCUGCUGUGGGCGGAGGAUAGGAUGGACCGAUGCAUCAUCAACACCAAGACGUGUCCCACACCGACGGCGGUCAAGAACCGCCUCGUGACGGAGUUCGAGCGGUACUGCGCCGACAUGGCCGCCUGCAAGAAGAACGGGCAGUCCUGCAAGCCGCGCUGCCUCGUCAUCGACGGCGCGGCGUUCUCCCUCAUCGAAGACGCCCCGCUCACCUCUCUUCACGGUCCUCUGGAAGGGGAGCCGAGCCUUAUGAGUCUUGUGUCGGACUCUCCGGCGAUGAGCAUGAGCAUGUCUCAAACCCAGAGGGCGGAUACGACUACCACCGAAACCCCAAGCAGGCUCAAGGCUACCACGUACAACGAGCGUUGGAGAAAAGACCGCCAGGCAGCGGCCUCGGUGCUUCCUCCCCGCUCCAGCAAAGAGCUCAACUUCGACCUGACUGCGACAGGCUCCGAACCGCUGUCUUCGGGAGGACGGGCGUCAGCCGCAGCAGCAACGGAAGAAGACGCCAUGGAAGGAGCAGUCGUCGCGUCCUUCAGCAGCGGCAGCAGCGACGUCGUCGGCAGCCCUGCCCGAUUAUCCCCCGGAGGGGGCUCCUCGUUCUUGGUCAACGGAAACCCGGGUCGGACAGCGGCGGUGGGUGUUCGAUCGCGCCCCGGUGGCGCUGGUUCUCCCGGGGGUGACGAGAAACAGGAGAAUGAAGGGUGUGUGAGCUGGGGGCUCUCGGCGAGCCCCGCGGGAGAGUAUGGCGGCGGCGUCGCUAUCGGGGGGGACGUGGAUGAGGAAGCGGGGGGGGGGGGAAGGGGCGAAAAGGAGCAGGUCGUGGAGGUUAUCCUAGAGGCGGGGGAUGCGCUGACCGCCAAGGAAGCCUUGCUGCAGAGCCUGGUCCGGUGAGAACCCGGCGUGCUCCGUCCCGGCUUUGUAGGGAUGCGAGGUCAAUGGU
Messenger RNA from Ectocarpus siliculosus, 3301 nucleotides. The record is from the annotation of a GenBank genome assembly. NCBI's taxonomy places the organism in Eukaryota, Phaeophyceae, Ectocarpales, Ectocarpaceae.